AUGUUUAGAAUAUUAUGUUCCACAUGCAUUGCACAAACAUUAGUCAAUGGUGCCUACUGGAGCACACCCGAACAAUAUUAUGGAACAUUACAACAACAACAAUCAGAACAGAGAACAUCACCAACUGAUUCAUCAUUUCAUCAGCAACAGCAACAGCAAAGUCCAUCAGAUAAAGCGCAACGUCUGGUAGGGAUUACACACUCGAUAACUUCUGAUCAAAUACCCAUGUGGAAUGGGUCAAUUGGACCCAUUUUACAUUAUCCAGAUGGCACAUAUUUUGAUGCAACCGAAGGCCGAGAAUGUGUAAAUUGUGGUGCAAUAUCCACACCGUUGUGGCGAAGAGACGGCACAGGACAUUAUUUGUGUAAUGCAUGUGGACUAUAUCACAAAAUCAAUGGGUCAAAUAGACCGUUGAACAAAACACCAAGAAGAUUGUCCACCUCUCGUCGCACAGGCUUGCAAUGUGCCAAUUGCCAAACUCAAAAUACAACUCUAUGGCGAAGAAAUACCGAUGGAGAACCUGUUUGUAAUGCUUGUGGCCUAUACUUUAAACUGCAUGGAAUUGCACGUCCGAUGAAUAUGGUUAAACCUGGUAUUCAAACAAGACGACGAAAACCAAAAUCUGGUACACCAAAAACAAAACAUGGCCAUAUUAAACAUGAAAAACAACCGUCAACAACACAUCAAGAUUAUCCAUCGUUACCAAUGAAUUCAAAAGUGCAAACACAUAACGUUCAAUACAUCCCUCAUUCUCAUGCACACCCACAUUUAUAUCAUCAAUCAUCACAACCACAUCAACAUCAUUCACAAACGCCUUAUAAUAAUUUAGCAUCUAUUGCUCAAUUUUCUAACAUGUUUUCAACAUCAUCCAAUGUCUAUUUAAAUUCUCAAUCACCAGCAGCGAGUUUAAAUACUCUAAAUACUGAUCAACAACAACAACACCUUCAGCGUUCAGUUUCAUCGUCGGUACCUACGACCACCACAUACAAUUUACCAAAUACUUUAAUUCGUCGUUUAUCCAAUAAUGACUCGGCUAAUUCUCAAAUAUUAUUAUCUGAUGCGCUAUCGGGCUUUGAUGCUGAACAUCAUGCAAGAGAAAUAACCAAUGGAAGAACGCCACGAUUAUCAUCGGCAUCCAUUUCGUCCUCGUCUUCUUGUUCAGACGCUCCAUCAUCACCAAAACGAACCAAAACCGAACAUGAAGUAGUAACAUAA
Molecule: messenger RNA, 1215 nt
Organism: Didymodactylos carnosus
Lineage: Eukaryota; Metazoa; Rotifera; Eurotatoria; Philodinida; Philodinidae
Source: the annotation of a GenBank genome assembly